AUGUAUACUCUAUUCUAUGUAGAGGUCUUGCUUUGCAAUGGGCAUCAGCAGAUAAAGAGGAAGAAACACAGGGGCAAAAAAAGAAAAACAAAAAAAAUGUAUGAAAUGAUUUUACGAUAUAAAGGGAUGAGCUGUGUUUCCAGUUGGUUGUUGUAUCGGUGCUAUUGUGUUAGGAGUGUCUCAUUACACCUCAUUUACGCUAACAAUUCCUCAAGAUAUUUGCUAUUCAAUAGUGAACUUUUUCACAUACGUAACAAGACAUUGCAAAAAGGGGACAGGAUGGUUACAAACAGGGCGUUGACAUAUGUCAACUCUUCUACUCCAUUGAAGAUCAUUGAAAAUGAAAUUGACUUGGAUAAUUGCUACGGAGAUAAAGAAAUUGUAGUUAAAGUUCACGCAGCUGCUUUCAAUCCAAUUGACUUUAUACUUCACGACUUUGCAAACAAAUGGCUCGUUGGUUCAAAACCAAAGACUAUUGGUAGAGAUUAUUCGGGAGAAAUUGUGAAGGUAGGCGAGAAAGUUGAUAAAGAAUGGGCUGUUGGCGACAAAGUUUGUGGGUUGUUUGAUGCUGUUUAUAAUGAGCAAGGUGCUAUGAGAGAUUACCUAGUGUUUGAUCCAGAAAGCUCAAGAACUAAAUUGUUGACAAAGCUUCCGGAAUUCCAUGACGCACAGCAUAGUGAUUAUGUUUUAGGUGCUGCUUGGCCCUUAGUGUUUACCACUACCAUUCAGGGAUUCACCGAUUAUGGUCAAAAAUUCGGCCCGGAUUCGAACAUCUUAGUGCUAGGUGCCUCGACAAGUGUUGGAUUUCACGUUAUUAAAAUUGCUAAGGAACUUUACAAUGUAAAUGCAGUCGUUGGGACAUGUAAUUCUAAGUCAUUCGAAAGAAAUAAAGAAGUUGGCUGUGAUUAUUGUAUUGCUUAUGACACAGAGGAUAUCCCCGUACGAUUGAAGGAAGUAAUUACUGACGAGCUUAAGGGACAGAAAUUUGAUCUUAUCUUCGAUUGCGCGGGUUACAACGAUUUGAUCCCCCAUAUCAACGAUUACUUAAAACCAAAGAAUCAAAAUUCCCAGUACAUCAAUAUUACCGGUACCGUUAAAUAUCAAUUCGAUCCUAAAAAGCAAACGAAGGGAUUUAUCUGGAAAAGUCUCCUUGGUAUGUGCCGUUUCCAUCGUUCCUUCAACUAUCAUUUCUUGCUAAUGCGUACCGAGCGUAGUAUUGGCCCCAAAUUUAAAGAAUUCUUGUCGAAUGGACACUAUCAUCCACCAAUUGACAGCGUGACUCCAUUGGAUCAAUAUAAAACUGCCGAAACAAAAAUGAGAAGCUAUGGGGCAAAGGGGAAGAUGGUGAUUUCAUUUGAAUGA
Kluyveromyces lactis is the source of this 1362-nucleotide messenger RNA. It is a transcript of the gene YIM1, whose product is annotated as Yim1p. NCBI's taxonomy places the organism in Eukaryota, Fungi, Ascomycota, Saccharomycetes, Saccharomycetales, Saccharomycetaceae. The transcript has a single exon. Gene Ontology annotation, cellular component: mitochondrion. Gene Ontology annotation, molecular function: oxidoreductase activity. The record is from RefSeq and is a predicted model, not a curated record. The coding region runs from base 1 to 1362 and encodes 453 amino acids.